CUUGGCCAAUCACCAUCUUUCACGACAGCAAUCUCGAACCCGUUGAAGCAUUACAUCUUAAUGUUCACUUCAGAUGCGAGCGUAGAGCCCACUGCGUUGUGUUUUGACAGAUAUAGCUAUGAACGGCCAACCCAUUCCAGGCUUCUACUUUGAUCCUGACAAAAAGAAGUACUUCCGAAUACAGACGUCCACCGCAGCACGAGAUCUGGACAUCAAGCAUUCGGCAGAGAACAUCCGCAAAGAGGAGAGGCGGAGUCGAUUGAACAGAGCUGCGGCUGUCCAAUCCAACAAAACACGAAGAGAACGGGUUGUACGGCGAAAUGCCACUAACUUCACGCAAACGUGUUUGGAAAGAGAAAUCGGAUUCAGAAGGAGAUCAUUCUAUGUGCAGAGCAUGUGGCCAGAUGCAUGCAUGUCCGGCGUUGCUACCAGGCUAAAGAAGGUGGUCGAUGCACCUGAUGCUUCUAUCCGGUUGUUCGACAGAGACCCAAUCUCCAAAACCAUCUACGCUGUGAUCGGAGAAAACAGGAUCAAGCGAAGGCGAGUACAUACCACAAGCGACCUUCCGCUUCCUGAUCAAGAUCUCGAAACUGGCGAGUACUUCAACUCCAUGUCUCUUAACGCAUAUGCCUUCGAACCGUGGGAUGAGCUUGUGCGAACGACAUCGACAGUCUCAUCUCUAUGCUAUUUGCCGGUAACGGGUGCGUUGGCAACAACUACACUAGGCGCUGAUAGACCACCCACCGUACAUUUGAGCGACCCAGAAAGAGACGGACCAUAUGUGGGGCAACUGUUUACACCCAAAAGCUGUACAGCAAUACGAGGAGCUGCAGCGAGACCGACGAGCUUCGCGCCUUCGCCAGGUUUAGAGAACACAGUGGCGGCAACACAUACAGAGCAUCUUGCUGUUGCUGCUUCACAAUCACUUCUACUCUUCACCCGGUCGCCGACUGGAUCCUGGGAUUCGGCCACUGCCUUGGACGAUCUCAAGUCAGACAUCCUCUCUCUUGACUGGAUUUCCUACACUACCAUUGCUUUGGGCUGUCGUAACGGAAACGUUCGCCUCUAUGAUACACGUUCGGGUGGCUCGAGCCGUGUCUUGACGCACUCCCAACCUAUAGCUAAAAUCAAGCGGGCCGACGACCCAACACGCCUCGUUGUAUCUGGUCUCGAAGACACACUUUUUCUGUACGACAUCCGCUCACCACGCUUUUGUGGUCCCUCUGAGUCAUCUUUCAAACAUAGUAGUCAGCACUAUAACAAAGAUUACUUCAACACUCGGUUCCCUGAAGGGCGUGACCGCAAAAAGCGCCGCAAGAUGGAACACACAGCCUUCAAGAAGUGGUCACAGCCAGUGCUAAGCUUCCCCCAUGCUAACCUUGAUGAUCUGGAUCUCGACGUGGAUGUCCAUCCCAGACUUGGUCUGGUCGCUGCAGCUCAAGAUUUGGCCACGAGCAGUGCGGCUAUAAGAGUCAGUAAUCUCUGGACCGGCAAAACAGUGAAGGAGUUCACUCCCAACAAGACAGGUCCCGUUAGAAACAAGACGCAAGAAAGGAUUCGAACGCUAAAGUUCAUGGACGACGAGGAAGGCGGCGGCGUGAAUCUGUGGGCGACUAUGAAUGGAGGGAUUGUACAGUUCGGGUGGUGAGACGCGGCUUUCCGAACACUAUGACUGCAUGUGUAAUGACAUCUGCGGAGGACAACCGGUUCAGUACUACCCUGCAAAAUUGCGCUUGAGCGGGAAGGGAAGCAAUAGGACGAACACAAACACAAGCGUGCUCGUAGUGCGCACAUAACCUUCAGUCACAGCACUUUGCAAAAACUUCGCGUGUUCAAAACAUAGCGCACAUCAGGUUCUCAUAGUCUCUUUUUGUUUGUUAUUCCCACGGUUCCCGCUGUCAUGUAUCAGCUAAAGCACUUAUCAUUUGAACGUUACAAACAGUUUAU
Dothidotthia symphoricarpi CBS 119687 is the source of this 1947-nucleotide messenger RNA. RefSeq lists its product as uncharacterized. The record is from RefSeq and is a predicted model, not a curated record. Gene Ontology annotation, cellular component: Cul4-RING E3 ubiquitin ligase complex. Bases 119 to 1648 code for a protein of 509 amino acids. Lineage: Eukaryota; Fungi; Ascomycota; Dothideomycetes; Pleosporales; Dothidotthiaceae. The transcript has a single exon. Gene Ontology annotation, molecular function: protein binding.